This is a messenger RNA of Nematostella vectensis (starlet sea anemone), 1602 nucleotides long. RefSeq lists its product as uncharacterized. The transcript has 2 exons. Gene Ontology annotation, molecular function: zinc ion binding. The record is from RefSeq and is a predicted model, not a curated record. NCBI's taxonomy places the organism in Eukaryota, Metazoa, Cnidaria, Anthozoa, Actiniaria, Edwardsiidae.
CGUGCUUAGAAACCCCAUAGCAACGCCAUGCUGGACUGCAAGCAUUCCAGUAAACAAAAGGUCAAGAGAGGACACGCACGUGUGGUUUCAAACAGUUCUUAGAGCUUUAUAAAAGAUUAAUUCCCUCUGUUAUCUGCCGUUCUUGGUUAUAACCUUCGUGAACUAUAGUUUUGGAGUUCAUUUAGGCUGAAGUGCGGAUUUUAACUGCCGUUUUGGACUUUUUUUUACGGCCGACGCUUACCGCCACGGACAAAAUGGCGGCCAGUCAAGGUAUGUGUUGAUAAAAAAACACCUAUAAAGCUAGUUUUAUUGCGUGUAAUGAUCGGAAAUUACUGCAAUGUACUCUUCAUAUAAUCUAAAAAGAUUUAUACAAGUUUCAAGAUCUUUACAACCCGAAAAGGGAACAAAUUUUGUGCAUUAAGAGAUAGUAUACUCACGUUACAUAAAGCACGCAAAGCGUCUCUAUCACUUUAUCUCUCUUACUCUUUCCGAAGGUAAUCUAAGUUGAAAUACUGCUCUUUCGAUAAUAUUUUAUUCAUUUUUACACAAAUAACAGAUGACCAAGAGACACAAGACAUUUCUCGUCUCCCAAGUCUUUCAUUUGAAGAUGUGAUAACAUACUCAAAAGACAAGUCCGGCUGUAGCAACACAUCCAAGGCGAUGAAGUUUAUGGCCGAACCGGGCUAUCUACAUGAUCUUAAAGUUACUUAUAUUGGAGAUAGUUCAAUUAUUACAAGCAAGUGCUACCGCUUAAUGAGAAAAAGUGAGCCACCUCAUAACUUGGAAGUUACAAUUUAUUUGACUGGGGAUAAUUCAACUGCUGGACGAUGCUCCUGUGUUGCUGGUAUUGGUGGAUUUUGCCACCAUGUCAUAAGUUUGUUAUAUUACAUAUCCCUUUUAAAGCAGCUUGGGCACAAAUCAAUCCCAGAUGAACUCACAUGCACAAUGAUGAAGCAAAGAUAGAGUGUCCCACGUGGUAAGAAGAUUGAACCUUCACAGAUACAAGAUGUAUUGGUUAAGAAACCUCAAAUGGGUGCAGCUUAUGGCAAGUUCAAAAAAAGUACACUCUACUCACCCGCAACUAUGUAUGGGUUUUUGACAAAGGAAACUUUCAAUGGUCUUGACCCACAGCCCCUAUUUGCAAAUAUUGUUCCACAUGAAAAUCAACUAGGCAAUGUUCCAUUUGUUCCAUGCAAGUUUGGUAAUGUGCCGAAAGGAUCUGUACUUUCUUACCAGCAAAAAAUGUCAACGGAGUACAUUAUAAAUGACUUUACUUGUACUGCUUUUCCAAAUCUACCACUUGAUAGUGCUGCGCAAGAAUUCGACAAUAACUAUUCGGGACUUCCACUUACUGCUAGUAAGCAAGCUGCACUAGAGUCCUUGUCCAUUUCAAUGGAGACUUCUUUAAAAGUGCAAGAACAGACAAUUACUAAGUAUGGAAAAGUGGCAACCAAGUACUAUGUUAUCACAACGAGUACCCGACAUUGCGGGUGUCAAACUCCAACAAGAACUCUGGACGAUCGUAUUUUUGCUGCAGGCAGAAGCAUGAUAAAUGUAAAUAUUUCCUACUAGUGGCUCCCGUGAAAUAUAAACAAAAACCAA